AUGCGUCGGGCCGUCGUGGAGCGCACCGAGCAGGUGCACGUCGGCUUCGGCAAAGUCAUCCUCUUCGGCGAGCACUUCGUCGUGUACGGCGCGGAGGCGCUUGUGGCCGGCAUCGAGGCGUACACCUCCUGCCGGCUGGAGCUGACGAGGGGGCGGCCGGGCUUCGCGGUGGUGGACAACCGCCCCGCCGUGCCGGGCUACAUCGUGGAGAAGGCCGAGGAGCAGCGCCUCGCCCACGGCCUCGUCUUCCGCCACUUGAACAUCGACACCACCGUCGACGGCGUCUGCAUCCACCUCGGCGGGCCGCUCGUGCCGAGCAGCGGCAUUGGCGCCUCCGCCAGCGACGUCGUGUCCCUCUCGCGCGCGCUAAAUGAGAUGUACCAGCUGGGCUUGAGCGAGGCGGAGGUGAACCAAAGCGCCUUCGUCGGCGAGGGCGGCUACCACGGCACACCGAGCGGGGUGGACAACACGGCCGCGACGUUCGGCGGGCUCAUUUCCUACCGCCGCGACCACGGGACGUCGGUCUUCAGCCGUGUCUCGUUUUUGAAGCCGCUGUUUCUGGUGGUGUGCAGCACCGGCAUCACGGCAAGCACCACGAAGGUGGUCGCGGAGGUGCGGAAGCUGAAGGAGGAGAAACCCGCGUGGUUCGCCGCACUGCUGGAGCGCUACAACGCGUGCGUGAGGGAGGCCAAGACGGCGAUGGAACGCGGGAACACGGUCCGUCUGGGGGAGUUGAUGAACGAGAACCACACUCUCUGCCAGGAGCUCACGGUGUCCUGUGCCGAGCUCGACGCCAUUGUGAACUUCUGCCGCGAGAACGGCGCACUCGGCGCGAAGAUGUCUGGAACAGGCCGUGGCGGGCUUGCCAUUGCACUGGCGGCGGACGCGGCGCAAAGCGACCGCAUUGCCGACGCCGUGACGCAGCGCUGCCCUGCCGCCAAGUUCGUGUGGAAGUACAGCGUGCUUCCGAAAAGGUCCUCACUGUAG
This is a messenger RNA of Trypanosoma conorhini, 987 nucleotides long. RefSeq names its product mevalonate kinase. Gene Ontology annotation, molecular function: ATP binding; mevalonate kinase activity. Gene Ontology annotation, biological process: isoprenoid biosynthetic process. The coding region runs from base 1 to 987 and encodes 328 amino acids. Lineage: Eukaryota; Euglenozoa; Kinetoplastea; Trypanosomatida; Trypanosomatidae. The record is from RefSeq and is a predicted model, not a curated record. Gene Ontology annotation, cellular component: cytoplasm. The transcript has a single exon.